This is a messenger RNA of Cervus elaphus (red deer), 804 nucleotides long. Its product is annotated as cyclin-Y-like protein 1. Gene Ontology annotation, biological process: regulation of canonical Wnt signaling pathway; regulation of protein kinase activity. The record is from RefSeq and is a predicted model, not a curated record. Gene Ontology annotation, molecular function: cyclin-dependent protein serine/threonine kinase activator activity. The transcript has 9 exons. Gene Ontology annotation, cellular component: plasma membrane. NCBI's taxonomy places the organism in Eukaryota, Metazoa, Chordata, Mammalia, Artiodactyla, Cervidae. The coding region runs from base 1 to 804 and encodes 267 amino acids.
AUGGGGGAUACCACCUAUGGGGUGAGCUUAGAAAUAUAUAACCACAUAAAGAACAGAGAUAACAAUAGGUCCUUGGACAUUUUUGAUGAGAGAUCACAUCCACUCACACGAGAAAGGGUUCCGGAGGAGUGCUUUCAGCAUGAUCCUGAACCCAAAUACAUCUACAGAUUUGUUUAUGCUCUUUUCAGUGCCGCCCAGCUGACUACUAUUAAAUGUGCAAUAGUGACUUUGGUUUACUUAGAAAGGCUUUUAACUUAUGCUGAGAUCGACCUUUGCCCCACUAACUGGAAAAGAAUUGUUUUGGGAGCCAUUCUUCUUGCCUCCAAGGUUUGGGACGAUAAGGCUGUUUCGGACUACUGCCAGAUCCUAAAGGACAUUACAGUUGAGGACAUUCAGGGCCGGCGGACGGAGCGCAGGGGGAACUGCUCCAUCGGGGUCAUUGCUCAGUGCCAGGACGCAGGAAGAACCACCAAGAGCUGUCCCUUGUUUGAACAUGAGUGUAUUAAUCCAGCUGGGGAGCCGUUGAAUGAGGCGGAAACGCACUUUGUGGAGCUCCUCCAGUUUCAUAUUAAUGUUUCCACCAGUGUUUAUGCCAGAUACUACUUUGACCUUUUCUCCUUAGCAGAUGACGACAACCUGAGUUUUCCAAUUGCUCCUUUUAGCACAGAAAGAGCACAGAGCCUAGAGGCCAUCUCCAGACUGUGUGAAGACAAAUACAAAGACUUGGGCAGAGUUGCUGUGAGAAGGUCUUUCAGCGCUGAUCAUUUCAUUGGUAUUCAGCGCUCCAAUGCCAUCCUCUCAUGA